AUGUCGCUGCAAGUCGCUGUCGCCCACACGGGUCAGCGGCUCGAGGCCGACCCCGUUUCCUUCAACUCGAUAGACGCUCUGAAAGCAUGGAUAGCCAAAGCUACUCAGAUCCCGCCCCAGGACCAGAUCCUGCUCACCACCCGAAGCAAGCAUGUCAAGCCCCAGACGCUUUUGACUGAGACCGAGAUAUUCGUCUUCGACCGCGACCUCUUCUCGCUCUCCUCUAAUCUACAGGGCAACCUCAUCCAGCCUACACCUCUACCCGAACCCUUCACGGCCGAUGACCCGCCGCGUAACCUUGCGAGCGACACCGACCUGAAGGCAUGGCAGGCCCUCUUCAAAGCUCGCCGAGAUUGGGCACUUGGGAUUCUACAAACGUCGCAAUCGUUGUCGCGGAUCGCCCAGCGCUACUUCGAGGAUCAAGGAGUCAUCGACCGAGCUGCGCGUAUAGCCGUGGGGAAUCACGAUUCCUACAUCAAGAAUCUCGAACAGAAACACUCCGAGGCGCGGAGCUGGUACGACGACGUCUCGAAGGAACAAGAGGACAAUGUGCGCUUCUGGGAACGGGACUUCUCGCAGUUGGAGUACCUGCCGGCGAAACGGGAAUUCCUUUCCUUCAUCUCCAAGGGCACGCAGCAAGCACAAAAUGGACAAAGGACCUCCAGUCAAGGCAUCACCCUCAAGGAGUAUAUUGACUACGAUAGUGCGAAGACGGCAAGCUCGGUCAGCCGGAAGACCAUCGAGACCUUUGGAAAACGAGUGUCGACCAUGGGCUCACAAAUUGAGAAAACCGCCUCCAAUUAUCAGGAGCUCCUCGGUGCUGUCGACCAAAGCCAGAGCCGAUCCGCUAUAGAUGACGUCGGAGAGCCUCUCAGACUGCUCGAGGAAAUUGAAGCUGUUGUCAAGAAAGUAGGCUCAGACUAUGAGCACGUGCUCAGCCUUACACCGAGUCCUAAGUCCGUUGCUCAAGUAUCGAAAAUGGCGUUACUGCAUACUAGGAACUACCUACCUGCUAUCCAAGAGUACAGCGCUGAGAUGGGCGACCUUGUGAGGAGAGCCGUGGAGCAGAAGAACGCGUCCGUCGCAAACGCAGUGGACAGUAUGCGUGGUAUUGCAAAGAUCGAAAACGUCAUCUCAACCCUGAACGACGAGUUGAAGAAACUUGAUUUCUCGCCAGAAGGGCUUGAGGCAUUCGAGAUGAUGUCCCUUGUAUCGAGAAUACCCUUCGUGUACGGCUCCCUGCUUAUAGAGGCUGUACGGAGGCAUGAAUGGGUAGAAAAGAUGAAGAAAGACUCCUCAGCACUUGCCGAAGAGAUGGCCGGAUUUCAAGACGAAGAAGAACGGCGGAGAAAGAGAUGGCUGAAACCCUUUCAAGAUCUAGUGAAUAUAGAGGCCAUCCAAGGCAACAUGCUUGGCUUCGAGAUGAACAUCCAAGGAGAAAAGCAGAAUUGGCCUGUUGUCAGCCGAGAAGAGGUUCAGGACUAUCUCCAGUCUCUGCAGACGUUGGAAGGGCAGGAAUCUUCGGUUGGACCACUGAUCCAGGCAUUCAAGGACCUCGACAAACCUACGAAGCAGCAAGUCAAGAGGGCGAAGAACUUCAAAGCUGGAAGCGUACAUGAAGGCGCGUUCGGACAGGCCUCUUUGCUUCUACGUGGGGAUGAUGAAGCGCGCGUAUUGAAGGAAGCCAAUGUGAAACUGGAAGAGGAAUUGAAAGGCUCCAAGAGCCGUGUACGUAGGCUCGAGGAUCUGUUACAUCGGCAAAGUACGCUUAGUCGACUAUCAAUUGGAAGUGGAUUCCAGCCCCAGGGCCUCCAGAGUCCAGCUGAGCCUUCUACUCCUAACCCGGAUCGACCACAAGACCAGCUGUCGCGGCGAUCUUCAGUCUCUUCUCGUCGAUUUUCUUCAAACCAGGGCCCGGACGAGAAAGCGCUCGCUCGUAAAACUUUGAAACUCGAAGCUGAUCUGGCAGCUGAGAAGGAAACAGUUGCUACUCUACGAAAGGAAGCGCAGUCAAGGAACAAUGAAGACGAGGACCUCAAACGCCAAAUCGAGGAUGCCAACUUCACAAAGAAGGAUCUGAUGGAGAACAUGGAAGCUCAACAGAAGGAGUUUGCCACGGAGCGCCGAUCUCUGGAGGAUGAGCUCGCCAAGUAUAAGCUCAAAAUCGAGGACGCCGAAGAUGAGUUGGACCGUAUACUAGGAAGCCGCGACAAUGAGCGGACUGGAACCGAUACCAAGAUCCAGAUCCUAGGGGCAGAGAUGGAUCAACUCCGCACUGAAGCCACCGAAGCGGCCGAUAGAGCAGCUUCGCGGAUCAAGGAGUUAGAAUCUAUACUUCAAACCCGGGACCAUUUGGAGAACCAACGGCGGACUUCUCUCGUCACUGUCUACCGGCAUCUGUCUUCUGACGACACGGAGCCCGAAGAUCAUGACCACUUAAUCUCUCAGCUGGAAGACCUGGCCACAAGAUCAGUGACCCAUCUUCAAGAAUUGACGCAAGCUGUUGCCAUUGCCAAGUCCGAGAACCAAGCCGUCAGAUCCGGAGCAGAGAAAACGAAGUCUGAGCUGUCAGCUAAGGUAGAUGCCUCCGAGAAAGAGAGGGAUUCUCUACGCAAGCAGCUAGACAUCGAAAAGGCGAAAGCUGUUUCGAUCAAGGCCGAGCUCGAGGAGGAACGUGGGCACCUCGAGGAUCUGCGAACUAAAUUUGCUGCAGGCGAAACAGGAUCUGAAGCACUUCGUCAACGAGUGGCUGACGAGGAGUCUAAGGUCGAAAAGCUUUCCAGCGAACUCGCAGAAUCGAAGUCUCAUGCUAUCAGCUUAGACGUAGCACUCAUGUCACUGCAGAAGCAAAUAUCGAAGGACUCCGAGACGGAAACUUCGAGGCUGCAACACACUGGUGCGCGUGCCAAGGAGGUCACUCGCCGAUUAUACACUGUGAAUCAGCGGCUCCUACGAUUACUAGAGUCCUUUGGAUUCUUGAUAUCAUACGAAGGAGACUCCAUGGUGGUGCAGCGGGCCUCGAGAGCAAGCGCAAGCACGAUGCUAAUAAAUGACCCCUCUAACUCCAUUAACCGGGGUGUUACGACACCUUCACCAACGCGGCUAAAGAUGCAUCUCGAAGACCUGUCAGAUCUUACAUUCCUUCAAUGGCCUGAGACCGACGACACAGCAGAAGAGACCCAGAGAUUCACUGAGUUGAUCAAUACCCUUGAUCAAUUUGACAUGGAAAUGUUCUGUGAGGCAGUACUGAAGCGAAUGCGAGAUAUGGAACACACAGCACGCAAAUUCCAAAAGGAAACCAGAGCUUAUCGGGAGAAGUACCACCGUGCUCAGAGCGAGGCGCACGAGAAGAUCGCGUUCCAUUCAUUCAAAGAAGGCGAUCUCGCGCUGUUCCUCCCAACACGAAACCAAGCAACUCGUCCAUGGGCCGCAUUCAACGUGGGUGCGCCUCACUACUUCCUUCGCGAACAAGACUCGCACAAGCUGCACGGACGUGAGUGGCUUGUUGCACGCAUCUCCAAAGUCGAACCGCGCGUCGUCGACCUCUCCAAGACGAUGGAGAGCGUCCGUAACAGCAGCGACUCCCGCUCUAUCACCAGCGGGGUGUCUUAUGAAGACGAUAACCCCUUUGAACUAUCCGACGGCCUCCGCUGGUACCUGAUCGAUGCCGCGGAAGAAAAGGCUGGAGCCCCUUCUACGCCCGGUCUCGGCAAGACUACCGUUGCGAGCGCGCACGUAGACGCCAAGGGCAGCAUCCGCAUGACGAAGAAAUCCGGUUCCAACGACCCGACCAAGACGCUGAACAAGAGCCUCGACAGCCGCCGUAGCAGCGCCAACUCCCGGAAGAGUGCCCCAACCGCAGCAGGACGCCAAGGCUCUUCCGAAGCAGUUUCUCUCGCGGAUGGAGGCGAAGGCUCCAACGCCAAUCCCGCCGCGAACCCGGCAGCUGCACUGGGCACAUCACCCAAUUCCAACUCUGGCCCUGGCCCUUCUCAUCCCCGCACCCACGCUGAGAACGGAGCAUCGUCCUCCUCCACCUUCGCUCAACCACCGCCCUCAACGAGCCGAGUGCAAGAUGCAGACGAGGUUCGCAAAGACCUGCUCUGGGGUCCGUGA
Molecule: messenger RNA, 4116 nt
Organism: Mytilinidion resinicola
Lineage: Eukaryota; Fungi; Ascomycota; Dothideomycetes; Mytilinidiales; Mytilinidiaceae
Exons: 2
Coding region: 1-4116 (1371 amino acids)
Biological process (GO): autophagosome assembly; positive regulation of protein phosphorylation; autophagy of mitochondrion
Cellular component (GO): phagophore assembly site membrane; Atg1/ULK1 kinase complex; extrinsic component of membrane
Molecular function (GO): protein kinase binding; molecular adaptor activity
Source: RefSeq, a predicted model, not a curated record